Sander lucioperca (pikeperch) is the source of this 5615-nucleotide messenger RNA. It is a transcript of the gene prox1a, whose product is annotated as prospero homeobox 1a. Lineage: Eukaryota; Metazoa; Chordata; Actinopteri; Perciformes; Percidae. Bases 780 to 3497 code for a protein of 905 amino acids. Gene Ontology annotation, cellular component: nucleus. Gene Ontology annotation, biological process: regulation of transcription by RNA polymerase II. The transcript has 9 exons. Gene Ontology annotation, molecular function: RNA polymerase II cis-regulatory region sequence-specific DNA binding; DNA-binding transcription factor activity, RNA polymerase II-specific. The record is from RefSeq and is a predicted model, not a curated record.
AUAUGCAUUUAUUCUAUUCAGAUUUUUGCAGCUUCUCCGCUAAUUAGAAAGGUCGGUGAACCUGACUUUCAGUUUACCCUCCGCGUCACGCUCUGCUCCUGUCUCCUCGCUCUCUCUCUCCGCUCUGGCUGCGCGCCGCUUUCGGAGGGCUCCUUAUAAAUAAAAUCCACCGUCCCUGGUUCCUCUUCCUUAUUGGUCAGGUGGAGUCGUUACCUCACUCCGGGGCCGGUGACGCAGCGUCUUCACGUAUCCUUCAUGUGCGUCUCUUCUUGUUUCUUAUAGAGAGUCUUGCCCCUCGGCCAGAGCGGAGACAACAGGAUUCGCGACGAGCCGAGAGUGCCGGACGGACCGGGCGCGCUCGAUACUAAACACUUCCCAUCCCGGGAGAAGAGCGGCGCACAAGAGCAGUCUCUCUCUCUCUCUCUCUCUCUCUCUCUCUCUCUCUCUCUCUCUCUCUCAUUGUCUGUGUCUCACUCUCACACACUUUCUCUAUGAGUUUUCCCGUCUGUCUUUCUCGCUACCUCCCACACACACACACACACACACACACACACACACACUCACUCACGCCCGCGCGCACGCUCUGCGUACGUCUCCACUUUGCCAUAGUAAACUGAGCAUUGAUCUCAGCGACGAGUGCGGAUCUGUCUCUUGUGUUCGCCCUUUCUUCGACGGACCGACUUGGAGAAACGCUCGAGAGAGAGAGAGAGACAAGUGACUCUUCUCAUCCGGCGUGUCUGUGGGGACCCCUGGUCAUGUCCGCUUAGCUCCCCUGCGUGAUGCCUGAUCAUGACAGCGCCACCCUCCUAACCAGACAGACCAAGCGCAGACGUGUCGACAUUGGGGUGAAAAGGACUGUGGCUAGUGCGUUAUUCAGCCGCGCCAGGGAGACCCUGCUUGAAAGCAUGAACCAAUCACGUGGCUCCGAUCAGGACGGAGAAUGCUCGUUGGUCAGUCACGGCCAUGGCGGUGCCAACGGUGACGGGGAGAAGUCGAAUGUUUUGAGGAAAUUGCUGAAGAGGGCCAACUCGUACGAAGACGACAUGAUGCCUUUCCCUGGUGCUACCAUCAUCUCUCAGCUGCUGAAGAAUAACAUGGGGAAGAAUGGAGGGAGUGACUCAGGCUUUCAGGGGAGUGGCGCUCUGUCCAGUGGAGGCUCGGAGAUCCACGCCGAGGACGCCUGCAGCAACUCCUCCCGCGACAGCCCGUCUGACUGCCUCUCUCCUGGGCCUCCUCUUCCCCCUCCACCUUCUUCCUCCUCCUUUGGGCGACCGGUGCCUCCUUCAAGCCUCAACUCCCACGCUCCCUCUCAGCCCCUCUCCCUCUCCACCUUCGACUUGGACAGGCUGUCGGACGAGCACCUCCGCGCCAAGCGCGCCCGCGUGGAAAACAUCAUCCGCGGCAUGAGUCACUCGCCAUUGGUCCGGCCCAACGGCGACCACGGCCAAGAAAGCAACCGCGAAAACGAGACUUGCAGCAACAACAGCAGCGGCAGUAAUGACCAGCGAAGAGACGGCAACAGUCACAACACCAGCGGCCACAACCACAGCCGGAGCGACGGCCCUUCUUCCCUCCUGAGCUCUCCAGGUUCGCGGGGUGGCAUGGUCGGCGUUGGCGAGGUUUAUAGGGAGAAUAAAAGAAAGCAGCGCCUGCCACAGCAGCAACACAGCUUCACACAGCUGGUGUGUUCCAGGCAGGAGCAGAGACAGGAAGAGAGACGGCAGCUGAAACUGCAACUGGAGGACAUGCAGAAACAGCUGCGUCAACUCCAGGAGAAGUUCUACCAGAUCUACGACUCAGAGACGGAGGAAGAGGAAGAGAACGGCGAGAGCAGAGAGGCCGACCGAGGUGGAGAAAGAGAGGAGGACGGUAACUUGUCAGAGGACAGUAUCCGCUCCGAUGGCCUGGAGGAGAGGUACAGGGACAGAGGGCGGCGUAGCAAUGACGACCUGUCUGAACUGGACCCAGGCCUGUUUCUGGACCGGGCCCGAGCCCUCCUCCGAGAACAGGCCCUGAUAGACGGAGAAAUGGAGGAGGAUGAGGAGAGGAAUGUAGAAAGGGUGAUUAAGAGAAGAGGAGGAGCGGCAGGAGGAGGAAGGCAGUUAGCAGAGACGCUGAAGCAGGAACUGAACUGUGCCGUGUCGCAGGUGGUUGACACCGUCGUCAAGGGCUUCUCCUCGCCCAAGCAGGCCGUCGGUCACCAUCAUGGCUGCCACAGCAGCACACCGGCUGCACCCUCCUCUUCUUCCAACUCGUCCUCUUCCUGUCCUCCACCUUUUGGGCCCCUCCCCUCUCUCACCCCGGACACACGCUUUGGUGGUGGCGCCCUGGCCCUCAGCAUGAACGGCAACGGCAGUCCGACCCCUAGCUACCACUCCUCCAACCAGAGGCUGCAUUGCUUCGCCGAUGUAAUCGUCCCGAGCCCGCUGGAUUCAUUCGGUGGUUUGAGUGGCAGACUGAGCGGUUUGCCAACGUCCAACGACCAAACCGAGGCACUGCCACUGGUGGUGCGCAAGAGUGGCGGAGGAGGUGGAGGAGAGAAUACUAACGCCUCUCUUCCUCCUCCUCAUCCUCACCAUCCCUCCCUCCACCCCUCUCCCCUCACAGCCUCGCUCGGGUUUAGCCCUCCAUCCUUUCGCCACCCGUUCCCUCUUCCCCUUAUGGGUUACCCCUUUCAGAGCCCCCUUUCACACGGGGGUGGAGCUGGCUACCCUCCAGGGUCCAAGGACCUUCAUCGGUCCUCCCCCGAUUCUAUGGACAUGACCCGGGAAACUGUCAGCCUCAGAACCAAAAUGGCAUCCCUCGGAGGAGGCCAUCUCAGUCAUCACCAUCAUCAUCACCACCACAGGCAGAGCUCACCGGGCCAACAUGGGCCAGAGGGUCUGUCCCUAUCCCUCAUAAAGUCUGAGUGUGGAGACCUGCAAGACAUGGCCGACAUAUCGCCUUACUCAGGCAGCACCAUUCAGGAGGGCUUGUCUCCCAACCACCUGAAGAAGGCCAAGCUGAUGUUCUUCUACACCCGCUACCCUUCCUCCAACAUGCUCAAAAUAUUCUUCUCAGACGUCAAGCAGUGGGGAAUCUGGGGGCAAAGAAGACAGAAAAGGCCACUGCAAGAUUUCAAUCGCUGCAUCACCUCCCAGCUGAUCAAGUGGUUCAGCAACUUCAGGGAGUUCUACUACAUCCAGAUGGAAAAGUUCGCCCGGCAGUCCAUCAACGAGGGUGUGACCGCCUCAGAGGAGCUGGUGGUGGGCCGCGACGCCGAGCUCUUCAGGGCGCUCAACAUGCACUACAACAAGGCCAACGACUUUGAGGUUCCUGAACGAUUUCUGGAGGUGUCCCAGGUGACUUUGCGCGAGUUCUUCAACGCCAUCGUGGCUGGAAAGGACGCAGACCCGUCCUGGAAGAAGGCCAUCUACAAGGUGAUCUGCAAACUAGACAGCGAGGUUCCCGAUGUCUUCAAAUCCCCCAACUGUCUACAAGAACUCCUCCAUGACUGACUAGGGCGAGGAAGGAAACGCAGCGAGCAAGACAAACCUCUGAGGACCGUGAGAGGACUGUAAGAGAGUUAGGUUGAGGUCUUCAGUAAAAAUGCGUUUUGAUGUUCAUGACGCGAUGCAGAGACGUGGUUUUACUCGGAGGCUUCUGGAGAGGUUUUUUGGUGGUUGUUUUUUGGUCAGCCCAACAUUUAAAACACAAGCCUGCCCUCAAAAUGAUUUAUACAGAAAAAAAAAAUAGUCCUCUUGAAUGAGGUAGCGGGCUCAAGAGUCAGACAAUACUCAAAUUAAGAUAUUGUGUUGAGACUUUUACCAAUUAAAAGCAAAACAGUGGGAAUCCUUGCACUUACAAAAAAGCUCCUCGUUGCCGAAAACCCCGUCUUCUCUUUCUCCUCCACCUCGUCCGAGCUCGCUCUUCGUCCUUCUCUGGAGGAACAAAGGUAUGAGGAAGAUGAUGGAUCAAUCUUCAGCCCGUGACUUGGGGUGGGGAGCAAACUAAAUAUAAAGAUGAUAAUAUAUAAAGAAAAUCUUUUUAUUGUGGAUGUUUUUGAGUUACAUGGACAUUUUUGGAGAAAAAAAAAAAGGUGAUGUUUCUGCAUUUUUUUCUUCUUUGUAUAAGUACAGCCUCUUUACUAUAAACCCUCAGUCAAUCGCAUAGAUACCCAUGCACACACAACCACAAACACACACACACACACACACACACACACACACACACCUCUUGAAUAGGAUCGCACAGUAGCAUUCCCAAAUCCUCACCUGAACCCAGACAAACUGGACACUUAGUUGUUGUUUAUUUCCCUUCUUUUUUUCCCCUCCUCUUUUUACUGCUCGCUCUUUUUACUGUACCGAGACGUACUGGGUGUUUGUUCUGACUGUGGCUCUCCCUGCCCCACCCUUCCCACGCUGCCCCUCUUGGCUCAUGUUGCAUUCAGGCACCCAGAGCAUCGAAGACAAAAACCCUUUUUUUUUUUUUUUUUUUUUAUAAAUCUCUCAGAUCUAGAGACUACGAGUCCCGUUUUUACAAUAUCAGAAAAAUAGGUCAUUCAGACAUUAGACAAACUGUAUGGGCAUUUUAUUUUAAGCCGUCAUGAAUCAGAUUGAUCCGUUAACCUCAGUUACCGCAAUUAUUUCACUAAAUUACUACAGCCUGACCAACAUGAUAAAUGCUGAUAUUGACAGAGAAUGGCCCCCUUUUUUUUCGUUGUUUUUACUUAACAGACAUUUUUUUAAAUUAAAAUGUUGUUAUGUAUGAUAUGUGACAAAGUUUUGUACUGAGAAGGUCAGUAAUUUCAGUGAUUUCUGGUGGACAAACUAUGUAACAGUGACACUGUUUCUCAUUGAUCAUCUGACAGAGAAAUACAUCUGUGAUAGGCUAAUACUGUAUCUGGCCCAACUACUACUGGUUUAUUUAUAAUAUUUUCAAUAUAUAGCACUGAUGCUGGAUACAUUCAGGACACGUUGUGGACAUGUUAGUGCUGUAACAAUUUUGGUAUUCAUUUCUUUUUUUUUAUAUAAUCUGUGUUGGAUGCUUCAUUUGUUUCUCAGAACAUUCAAAAUCCUAAUCUGAAAAAAAAAAAAAAAAAAAUCACAUUUACAUCAAUUUUGUGAUUUCAUGCGAAGUGGAUUCACUGUAUUGUAAAUCAUUGUUGUAAACGUAUUUGAAUCAUCAUUUUGUAACAAUGACCAGGAACCACACCAUUCAUUCCAGUUCCAUGUGCUUCGUAGAUCCCUUUCUAAGCAGCACGUCAUUCCCACAUGAUACAACACACAAGAAUCAUUCUUCAUGGUGCUCUGGGACAGGCUAACCUUUGGCAAUACACAAGUACUGACUGGACUCAAACACUUGCACAGAGGAUUUUAGCACUCAAAACACUGGCGACUAACCGUGGUACAAUCAGUUGUUCUUAAAAUUGAGCUCAUACAUUCAGAGGUGUCAAAAGGUCUCAUUUUAACCCUGUUUCGUGCUGAGAACCUUGAAACUGGAAGUCACUGUAAGUUACCAAACCACUAUUGGAAAAAACAGAUCUUUCUCUUUGCUCUGGGUGGCACAGACGGGCAGCUGCCCCGGCCGGGUCAUGUGUGUGAAGUGUUUAAGGUUUUAACAGCAGUAAACAAAAA